Seminavis robusta is the source of this 1968-nucleotide messenger RNA. NCBI's taxonomy places the organism in Eukaryota, Bacillariophyta, Bacillariophyceae, Naviculales, Naviculaceae. The record is from the annotation of a GenBank genome assembly.
AUGGAUUCCAAAGCAGAUUGCCAGGAAGGUGACGUGGGGACGUCUCAACACUCCUCACGCAAGCAACCAGAAGGGAAUAAUGAUGGACACCAAAACAAAUCGCACGUUCAAUCAACGCAGCUGGAUACUCUAGGAGUCAGUGUCUUCCAUUUGGAGCACUUCUUUCUGGAAAAAGAAGUCUGUGCUUCCAAUCAUGCCUCAACAGGAAAAUUUCUUUCAAAAGAGUCCAAGGUCUAUGACAUUGAGGAUCUACGAGGUCCUCCUGGGGUCAUCCGAUCAAAGAGUGCCAACACUGUUUGCCCGGUAGACAAGAAAAUGGGUGCUGCCUACGUCCAUUGUCUAGAAGGAGACGACCACGUUGGAGAGGCAACUCAUAUGCUCAGUUAUUCGUGGGAUUACGCCAUCGGCGAUAUUGUGGAUACUCUAACUGACUUCUGCCUCCGGAACAACCUCAAUCCCAAAAGGACCUAUAUCUGGAUCUGCUGCCUCUGCGUCAAUCAGCACAGGGUUGUGCAAAGUUCCACUCAGCAGAAAUCAGGAAUGAUUGCCCCUGCAAAAGUGGAUUUCUUUGCCAUUUUUGGAGAACGAGUCAAAAAGAUUGGUCAUUUGCUGGCCAUGAUGGCUCCAUGGAAAGCACCCAUCUACACCACUCGAGUCUGGUGUAUUUUUGAGAUCUUUACAGCUCAUACCACAGAUGGGUGCGAAGUAGAUAUUGUCAUGCCACCCAAGGAGAAGCAAUCUCUAGAGCAGGAUGUUCUUGAUAACGAAGGAGGCAUCAAUGCUCUCUAUGAGACACUUGGCAACACCAAAGUUGAAAAUGCCAAGGCAUCUGUCAAAAGUGACAGGCUGGCUAUUCUAACCAAGGUGAAGUCAGAUGUUGGAUAUUCUGUGCUCAACCAUCGAGUCAAUGACUUGUUGCGUGGAUGGAUGCAUGGUGUCCUGACUCAGCUGGUGGAGACUAGAGAAAACACAAAUGAUGAGGACUAUGUCGCCUUUUGUAACAAAGUUGGGUCUAUACUUUUGGCAAACGGAGAACACAAUGCAGCCAUGAAACUCCACCAGACUGCUCUGGAAAUUUGUGACACUGUUUUGGGCAAGAAUCGCAUAGAAACAGCAGACAGUUAUGACAGUCUUGGUUCUGUUCUGCAUGCCAUGGGUGACUAUCAAGGGGCUUUGGCAAAGUAUGAGGAAGCUCUUGCCAUUAGACUGUCAGUACUGGUCAAGAAUCAUCUUUCUGUGGCAGGUAGCAACAACAAUAUUGGCUCUGUUUUGCAGGAGAUGGGCGACUAUGAAGGUGCUUUGGCAAAGUAUGAGAAAGCUCUUGCCAUUAAAUUGUCAGCAUUGGGGAAGAAUCAUCCCUUAGCGGCAACCACCCACAACAACAUUGGUUCUGUUUUAUAUAAGAUGGGUGACUAUGAAGGUGCUUUGGCAAAGUAUGAGGAAGCUCUUGCCAUUCGAUUGUCAGCAUUGGGCAAGAAUCAUCCUGAUGUUGCAACCACCCACAUCUUCAUUGGUGCUGUUUUAUCUAAGAUGGGUGACUAUGAAGGUGCUUUGGCAAAGUAUGAGGAAGCUCUUGCCAUUCAAUUGUCAGCAUUGGGCAAGAAUCAUCCUGAUGUUGCAGUCAGUUACAACAACAUUGGUUCUGUUUUGCAGGAGAUGGGCGACUUUGAUGGUGCUUUGACAAAGUAUGAAGAAGCUCUUGCGAUUAUAUUGUCAGCACAUGGCAAGAAUCAUCCUUUAGAGUCAGCUGCCUACUACAACAUUGGCGGGGUGAUGUAUAGGAUGGGCGACUAUUCCGGAGCCUUGUUGAAAUUUGAGGGGUGCCUUGCCAUUCGGGAGCCAGUAUUGGGAGCAGAUCAUCCAUACACCAAGACUUGCAAGGAAUGGAUUGAAGUUGUCAAGUCAAAAAUGCAGCAACCUUUGAUCCUGUGGUUUGUUUGUCAACUCUGUUGUUUUAUAGUAUUGUAG